Parascedosporium putredinis is the source of this 309-nucleotide messenger RNA. The record is from the annotation of a GenBank genome assembly. NCBI's taxonomy places the organism in Eukaryota, Fungi, Ascomycota, Sordariomycetes, Microascales, Microascaceae.
AUGACCAUUCAACCCACGAGCCGUCCGGCGAAGCGCUCCGUCAACCAGGCGCAGUUUUCUGGUCCCCAUUCCCACUACAUGGAAUCUCUUGCGCGGCUCUUCGAUGCUGCACAGACAGUUGACCAAAUCGCGAGACAAGUCGAGGACCCCGGGUUGCGCCAUGCGGACAAGACGCAGGUUGGGCUCGAGCUCUGCACUAGGCACGCAGCCGAGUUCUUCGCCUUUUACGUAUGCCGAUUCGUCCUUUCGGAUUUGAGUAUCCUCCUGGAGAAAUUUAUCAAACGAGGGACAGAGUGGGUUAUUGCCUAA